Messenger RNA from Lindgomyces ingoldianus, 771 nucleotides. RefSeq lists its product as uncharacterized. Bases 80 to 565 code for a protein of 161 amino acids. NCBI's taxonomy places the organism in Eukaryota, Fungi, Ascomycota, Dothideomycetes, Pleosporales, Lindgomycetaceae. The transcript is spliced from 5 exons. The record is from RefSeq and is a predicted model, not a curated record.
CCGAGUCUUGGGGGCGAAAAUAAGCAUACCGGCGUUCCUCGUGGGGGCUUUCUUCAUCGGACGAUGCCGAUGAGAUUGAAUGAGGAGAAAGCUGCGCGUUGAAAGUAUAAGUACCUCCAAUCGGUACUGCUUCUCAGACAUAGCCAGAACAUCAGAUUCUCUCCUUCAAAGUUCCCAGCAUAGGCCUCCUCGAAACUGCCGCAAAUAUCAAGAACACAGCACUGUUCUCUUGAAUCCAAUCCCUUCUACUCUCAGAAUGUCUGGCAUAGGUAUUCUCGCGUCUGCGAUUAUCCGCUCUCUCUUGCUCGGCCUCGAUGCCCAUUUCGGUCCAGACAGCAUCGACUUGCUCCAGGGAGAAGUUUCGGAUACUUUGUCUAAGCCCACGUUGAACAACAUGUGCGUGUUCUACGUAACCGGAAUCCCUGGAUCAGUAGAUGAAAGCGUCGUCAAUAUCAACGCAUGGGUGAAAUGCAAAACAACCAUCAUUGCUCGGGUCAUGGUUGAACGUCCCAGCCGGCAAAGAUCUCAAAGUCACAGACUCCCGCAUCGGAGACCUAACCCUUAACUUCCAAUCCUCGAAAUUCAACACCUUCCCCUUCCCUGGCGAUCUUAUUAUCUACAAUUCUGUGUGGACCGACACUGCCUUUGAUUCCGGCAUUGGUAUGGGCAACUGCAUCAACUUCUCUAAGAAGGGCUCUAUCAUUGGCAAAGACUGCAAGGGUGAUAAAGUUGUUACUACAGUUUGCAACGAAGGUUUUCUAGAUGGAUCGU